ACGCUACCAUCGUCUGCUUCGCAACAAGGCUGAAAAGGAAACUGUGCGAAGCAGCAUGGAACUCUUUCUUUCCUAUUUAAGCUAACUAAUGAGUUGAAUGUUUUAAGAUAUGAUAUUUUUGUGAUGCACUGAUCAGUCUUGCGUGCCCCGGUCUCAGCGACGGGUUUUCUUCCCCUCUGUGCAAGCUGCCGGCAAGUUCUCGCGCUUUUUGGACCGUACAUUUGCGAGGAAUGACAUCGUCUGAAAUCGCUAUCAAGAGCGUCGGCGUGCGACUGAACAGCCCCGCCAUCGUUGUCGUGUACGAAAUGAGCAGCGGCACGCUUCACAGGAGGACGAUGCCUGUGAGGGGCCUGUUCGAGAACUCGGACGUCAAAAGCGUAGCCGAAGCGCUGCGCGACCGGCAUUCAGCGGUUCUAAGCAGCGCUCCUCUGGUACAAGUGGAGAAGAUGUUGCGCAUUCUGCAGGAAAACAUGAAAGGGCAUUCGUUGGAAGAGUGCCUGGCGAAAGUGAACGAAGAGUUCACGGUAAACCCCGACGAAGACCUUAACAAACUGGACGACGAGACGUUGCAGAGGAAGAAAGACCUGAUGAGCUUAUCUUUCGAGAAGAGUCGUAAGAAACCCGGCGACCCGGACUUUCAGUACGAUGUUGAAGAAGAUUUCGAUGUCGAAGGCGCGAUCGAGACGUCCGGUUGGGACUCCGACAAGAGCGGUGAUUUCAAUUUCUGAUGCAGCUGCAGAGCAUAUAUAGAACUUGGCUUUCCAAUUUUUGUUAGAUACUGUGCAUCUUUCUUUCAGUUCUUUCUUUUGGGAACGCAAGAUUGCUUGUCAUUCUCAACGUGCCAAUCAGUGAACUGUGCGCGCAAUGAUGCUUUAGUAUAAAGAUAUAGUUGUAACAAUA
Molecule: messenger RNA, 900 nt
Organism: Dermacentor andersoni
Lineage: Eukaryota; Metazoa; Arthropoda; Arachnida; Ixodida; Ixodidae
Product: centrosomal protein of 19 kDa-like
Biological process (GO): trans-Golgi to periciliary membrane compartment transport; microtubule anchoring at centrosome
Cellular component (GO): ciliary basal body; centriole; spindle pole
Source: RefSeq, a predicted model, not a curated record